AUCCACAUCCACGUCCACGUCUGAUGUCGAUGGCUGUCGCGCUUUCCAUGGCAGAUUGCCGGAGCCUCAUUCGCCAUCUAUUUCUCACUUUCACUGGGUUUCCAUUUCCCCAUUUCCCCACUUUCCCAUUUUCCACAUUUCCUUUCCCUUUCUUUCCGUUACUCUCUCUCUCUCUUCCUCUGUUCCAUUUUUUUAUUCUCUCUCUGUGUGUCUCUCUCUCCCUUGACAUUUCACGCACACUCCAUACUCACACUCUCCUCACUUUACUUCUCGGGCUUUCCCUUCUCUCUCUCCCUGAUCCAAAAACCCAACUCAAUGUUUAUGGUAUGACUGUGUAACUGCACCAGUCACCAGGUUUUGGUCAAACAAAAAAGGACCCAAGUGUUUAUUUCAUCGGAUUAUCAUGUAAUUGGGACUCUGGAGUUGGGAAUUACUGCCUCUGAGCUCAUAUUCACAGUGACCAACAUAGAGAAUUUGUGUUUUGAAGCUUAGAUUUGGCCAUGGAGAAACUUCCUGAUGCAGAAGUUAGCUCAAUUUUGAGUUUGUCUGCGGCUUUGUCGUAUGGGGCUGCUUCCAUGGCAAUGGUUUUUAUCAAUAAAGCAGUUCUUAUGGAGUACUCACAUUCAAUGACUCUUCUCACUGUCCAGCAAUUGGCAACUGCUUUGCUUAUACACGUUGGUCGAAGAUUGGGAUAUACCAGGUCAAGAGGAUUAGAAAUGAGCACUGCAAAAAAACUUCUCCCGGUGUCGCUGUUCUAUAAUGCUAAUGUGGCGUUUGCUUUGGCCAGUUUGAAGGGAGUUAAUAUUCCCAUGUAUAUUGCAAUCAAAAGACUCACACCUCUCGCUGUGCUUAUAGCUGGGUUCGUCUCAGGAAAGGGGAAACCCACAAUACAGGUGUCUCUUUCAGUAAUAUUGACUGCAGGAGGGGUUGUGAUAGCUGCACUGGGAGAUUUUUCGUUUGACUUUUUUGGAUAUAGCAUGGCUCUCACUUCUGUUUUUUUCCAGACCAUGUACCUUGUGUUGGUGGAGAAAUCUGGGGCAGAGGAUGGGCUAUCAUCAGUUGAGAUCAUGUACUAUAACAGCUUUCUGUCUCUUCCAGUUUUGAUGUUUCUCAUUGUAGCUACAGGAGAAUUUCCAAAUUCUCUAUUAUUACUAAUUGCAAAGAGUAAUUCGUUUUAUUUUUUGGUGAUCCUUAUUCUUUCAUUUGUUAUGGGCAUUGUUCUCAACUACACCAUGUUCUUAUGUACCAUAGUCAACUCCGCUCUAACAACAACUAUCGUUGGAGUCCUAAAAGGGGUUGGCUCUACGACCCUUGGUUUUGUCUUACUGGGUGGUGUGCAAGUGCAUUUUCUGAAUGUGACUGGACUAGUUAUCAACACAGCUGGCGGAGUUUGGUAUUCAUUUGCCAAAUAUCAGCAAAGGAAGAGCAAGCCCCCGAAGAGGAUUUCAGACGUGGAGGCUCAUCGUAAAUGAAAUUGAUAUUGAAAGAUCGCAUACGAUUGCUAACAGCUGCUUUCUCUUUUUACUAUUUGCUUCUAUUUUCAUCAAACAUGGCUAUUAGUUCUUCGAAGAACAAUGAUACAUGGUUCAUGUUGACUUUGUUGAAUCUUGAAAUUUAGGUAUUACAGAAAGCAAAUACCCUAGUUCAUGUUUUCGGAUAGAUUAGUCCUUGAGAAGAAAAAUCUUCCAGGGUCCAGGUUAUAUCAGAAUGGGUCUCCCAGGCUCCUCCAUGCACAUGCACUUGUUUUCCUGUUGUGCUAGUCCAUCCUUCACUUGAAUAAUAAUAUCCUUUGUUGUUCUCCCAUACUGCAA
This is a messenger RNA of Prunus persica (peach), 1811 nucleotides long. Its product is annotated as putative UDP-sugar transporter DDB_G0278631. NCBI's taxonomy places the organism in Eukaryota, Viridiplantae, Streptophyta, Magnoliopsida, Rosales, Rosaceae. Gene Ontology annotation, cellular component: Golgi apparatus. Gene Ontology annotation, molecular function: antiporter activity; UDP-galactose transmembrane transporter activity; UDP-glucose transmembrane transporter activity. Bases 501 to 1472 code for a protein of 323 amino acids. The transcript is spliced from 8 exons. The record is from RefSeq and is a predicted model, not a curated record.